This is a messenger RNA of Megalops cyprinoides (Indo-Pacific tarpon), 506 nucleotides long. RefSeq names its product cocaine- and amphetamine-regulated transcript 1 (gene cart1). The record is from RefSeq and is a predicted model, not a curated record. Bases 78 to 398 code for a protein of 106 amino acids. Gene Ontology annotation, biological process: adult feeding behavior; negative regulation of appetite; positive regulation of MAPK cascade. Gene Ontology annotation, molecular function: neuropeptide hormone activity. The transcript is spliced from 3 exons. Lineage: Eukaryota; Metazoa; Chordata; Actinopteri; Elopiformes; Megalopidae.
GGACUCUUUCCCCCAACCAGCCCACUCCUAACCCUCUCUUCGCCACAUCUGAGAUCCAGAACCCCUGUCUGUGCACCAUGGUCAGUGGGCGACUUCUGCUCCUGGGCAUUACCUGUGCCAUGCUCAUCCUUUUGGCUCGGUGUGAAGACUCGCUGGAAACUCGCUCUCCAGAGGACCCCUUCAAGACACAGGAAGAGAAGGAACUGAUUGAAGCCUUACAGGAAGUUCUUGAAAAGCUGAGGAACAAGCAGAUGCCAGUCACAGAGAAAAAGCUGGGCUGGGUUCCCUCGUGUGAUGCAGGUGAGCAAUGCGCCCUACGCAAGGGGGCGAGGAUCGGGAAACUGUGCAGCUGUCCACGAGGAACGUCCUGCAAUUUCUCCAUCCUGAAGUGCUUGUAGCGAGACUUAUCUCAAAUGGUUGUCCUCACCGCUGAGACGGAGCAGAACAAAUAACUGGAGGCUGCUUUCAAAACAGUUAGCCCAGCAGCCCCCUUCAAAUUCCAAUUA